Messenger RNA from Staurois parvus, 294 nucleotides. Lineage: Eukaryota; Metazoa; Chordata; Amphibia; Anura; Ranidae. The record is from the annotation of a GenBank genome assembly.
AAUGCCGGGUAUCUCUCCUCACGAGCUGUCACGCUGACAGAGGAGAGAAGAGCCAGUAAUCGGCAUUCCUCAGAGGGAACAUCAGUGCCACCUGUCAAAGUCCAUCAGUGCCAGCUCUCAGUGCUCAUCCAUGACACCUGCCAGUGCCUACCAGUACACAUCAAUGCCACAUAUCGUGUCCAUCUGAGCUGCCUUUCAGUGUCACCCAUCAGUGCCACCUAUCAGUGCCAGUCAGUGCUGCCUAUCAGUGUGCAUCAGUGCUGCCUAUCAGUGCCAGUCAGUGCCACCUAUCAG